AUGGCGGGCGCGCAUGGGGCGAAUGGGGCAGUCCCUGCUCAUUAUUUAUCCUUCACUCAGUUUGAAGGCCUCGACUGGGAUCGGAUGUGCCGCAAGUGCUGCGAGAACCCGCGCUGCGCUGUGCCGGCGGUCACCACCAGAUUUCGCGUCGCAGCAAGGGACGACUAUGAGGUCAGGACCGCCAUUUUCGUAGCCCGGUAUGACCAUGUCAACGAUUGCUGGCCCGAGUUCCGCAUGGGAGUCGUCGUGGGUCACCUAUGCGUGAAGGACAAGGAUGGCAACGCGGGCCGCGCGUUGUUCGUGACGGAGCACAGCGGCCGUCCUCGGACUUCCUUAUUCUUUCCCCAGUUUGGGGAGACCGCGUCGACGUCGGCCGAAGCUGAGCUGAAGCUGUACAGGAAGAUGCCUGAGCCUCCGACACCUUCCCUGCUCGGUGGGGUCAUCAGUCUUGUGUAUGCCCAAGCGCGGACGGCCUUUGGGAACGGACCCCCUGCGUACAAAUGGGUGAGGGCCAAGCACGGAAACGGGCCGUCGCAUUACAUUGCAUGCGAAGGACCGUGGCCCGGCAUGACAUUGGAGGACACGCACGUCCUGCCUUACCGCAAGGCGACCGAGCGUGUCCUUCGUGAACGCGGGGAAGACGUUUGCGAGUAUAGGCCGUGA
This is a messenger RNA of Gloeophyllum trabeum ATCC 11539, 663 nucleotides long. RefSeq lists its product as uncharacterized. Lineage: Eukaryota; Fungi; Basidiomycota; Agaricomycetes; Gloeophyllales; Gloeophyllaceae. The transcript is spliced from 5 exons. The record is from RefSeq and is a predicted model, not a curated record. Bases 1 to 663 code for a protein of 220 amino acids.